Molecule: messenger RNA, 3183 nt
Organism: Alosa sapidissima (American shad)
Lineage: Eukaryota; Metazoa; Chordata; Actinopteri; Clupeiformes; Clupeidae
Exons: 7
Coding region: 202-1479 (425 amino acids)
Source: RefSeq, a predicted model, not a curated record
AACGUUAAUUUCUCAACAUUCCCUGGUGUGAUGGUACUCCUUUAAGGGUUAAAACCAGUUAAAACGAAAUAAAACCUCAUUUUACCACAGCAACUGCUAGAUAAGGACACAAAGUAUUGCUGAGUGAAAGAUAAAUUUAAACCUACAUCAGACUACAACAUAAUAGGUGAUCUGACAAGUCUCUUCUCCUCAGAACUGAAGAUGCCUCGCACACAAAUCCACCCUGAGCCUUCUGAUCUAAGCAGUCAGGAAUCAAUUUGGUCUUCUGUGGUGCAGAGAAGCCAAUCAGACAUUCGCCUUCUGAGGGUGAUAAGACGCAUGGUUGGUCGUCGGGCCAGCUUUCGGGGGAAUGAAGAGGAGAUUGAAACAUCUGAGGAAAGCCAAUGUUCCUCCACCUCCUCUGGUUCUACUCUCGAGCCAGUGUGGGAGUUAGAGCCUACACCAAAGUAUCCACCUAAAACCGCUCCAGCUGAAGCCGUUCCACCUAAAGCCGUUCCACCUAAAGCUGCUCCAUGUAAAGCCAUUCUACCUAAGACCGUUUCACCUAAAACUGUUCCAUGUAAAGCUGUUACACCUAAUGCUACUCCACGUAAAGGCGUUCCACUUGAAGCUGCUUCACCUAAAGCCACUCCACCUAAAGCUGAUCCAUCUAAGGCUGCUCUACAUAAAGUCGCUCCAUCUAAUGGUGCUCCGCGUAAAGUCGUUCCACUUAAAGCUGCUCCACCUACACAGUCAAGACGACCUUAUGCUGGCACAAAUACAAAUAAUGAGAUAUGUGGAUGCCAGGUAAGAAAAGUUCAGCCCAAAGCGCAGAUUGUGCUGCUCUUCCCCGGACAUCCAGACCUUGGCUAUAGGCCCACCACGAUGAUCAGAUUCCCUGAAGUGUCACCUAUUCACAGGGCAUCCCAAGUUGCCCUUCCUCCGCUGUUGUCAACUCAGUGUCAGCCAGCCCCAAGGACCCCUUGGAACCAGAGUCAAACACCAACACUGCAAGCACCUGGCCCUUCAGAUACAGCCAUCGCUAAUGCAACUGAAGUCUCUCCUGAAUCCCCACAUCCCCAGGUUGCAGAAAUAACAAGAAAGAUGAGAAAGAUGGACAGAGCAAGCGACCUUAUGGACUUGAUUAUAGUCACCAGACAAAGAAAGCUGGCUGAAUUACAAAUCCUCGAUCUGGAUAUCAGAGGCCUUCCUGCCAAGAUAAAGCAGAUGAGGAGGGACCAUGACUACAUGAUCGAGGCAUGGGAAAGGGACAGGCUGCAGAGGGAAGCCGAUACAAUGCAAUUGGAUGGGGCCAAACCCGAGGGUGAGACCCUGGCAGGGGUGAGGGACGAGGUGAAGACUGAUGCUUCUGCUCUCCUGUUACAGCAAGGCUCAGAGUGCACCUCACUAAGCUGUUCUUCACCUGUCAUACUUCAUAAGCCAAAUCAAUCUGAAGCAAGCCAGUCGACCCAAGAAAAGAUGACCCAACCCAGCGACUGAAGGAAUUACAGUACUUGGUACUGACAACGGAAAAGAAACUGGAAUUGGCGAAACAGCUGGAAAAAGAUACAAGGGCGUCUUACAAAAACGAGAAAGACCAGCUGGCAUUGAAGAAAAAAAACUUCCAAAAAAAUAAAAAAUGAUUGCUGUCUGACCUGAAAAGGAGGACUAAGGAAGAACUGAAGGUGCUAGAGGUCGAAAUAGAACAAGGCCAGAAGAGGGUUGAUAAGGAGCUGAAACAAGAGACAGCCAACCUGAAAGCUCUCUUGAACCAGUAUAAAAAGGCCUUGAAAGAUGAAAAGAAGGAAAAGGAGAGGCAGAAGGUUCUGGAAAAGCAACAAAAGGAAAAAGCAAAGGAAGAGAAGCUCAAGCAGAAAAAAAAUAAAGAAGGAAGAGGAGAAAAAACUUCAGAUGGAGUUGGCCGAGGAGAGAAAAAUAAAAAAAGCAUUGUUUGUUGAGAAACGGAAGAAAGAGAUAAGCAAAAUAUGGGAAAAGAGGGAGAAAGAGGAAAACAGGACAUUAAAGAUAAAGGCUAAAUGUGAAAAAAGAAGUCAGAAAAGCAACAGAAGAUGGACAAAAAGAAUAAACAAAGCUACUAAAAUCAAAAACAAAAUAACUGCAGCGCCAGGACGUUUCUUCCGGCUUUUCCAACCCAGUUAUGGAAAGAAAGUGGAGAAAAUGCUGAAGGAGCAACAGGAUGAACAGCAGCUCUGGCAACAAAAUGCAAAGGAUAACGAGCAGUGGCUUAAUGAGGAAAGGGUGAGGAAGAGGCAGGAGGUGGAGCGAGCGGAGGAGGAGAACAAGAGGCGCCUGGAGGAAAGGAGGAAAGCACAUGCUGCCGAGCAGGAGGCCAACGAAUGGGGCGGCAAGAUGCGGGUUGUGCUGUCAGCAGCGAGGAGCAGUGCAAGCCGCAUCAACAUACAGUUCUGAAAAAAGAGACGACAGGACACCAAGAAGGAGCAGAGGUGCAAAAGAAGCAAGAAAGGAAGGAACACAAGGAAGUUUCCAGGGGGAGGAGAGCAGGCAUUUUCACAGGAACUGCUGCUACCAAACACACAGGAACUGUCAUCAUAAAACUCCUUGUAUGGUUUGUAUGAGAAGUAUCGGGACAUUGUCACCAAGGUAAGGCAGAUUUAGAUGUUAAUUUGCAUGGCAUGAUGCCAGGAGACCUUCUGCACUGUUAUGCUAUCCAGAGAUGAAGAGGCUAAUGAUCAGAGCCUAUGGAAUGCUAAUAUAAUUCAGAAAUUAGAGGUGAAUCACAGGUGGCAAUGCAAAACAGUGAGGUGACAGGCAAGCGCUGUCAGUGUGUACGCAGCUUUCAAGAAGGUUAGUUAUGCUAAUCAAAGAAAUGUCUUCUCUCCAGGUAGACUCAAACUAACUGUGUCCUGACCACACAAACAUGAGUAUCAUACAAUAGAGGACGAGGAGAAAUCAUGGUGGAAGCAGAUCUAUCCGCUCCAGCGGGAACUCUCAACUAAAAGCUUCUCUCGAACACCGCUCCAUCCAUCUGCUGUCCCAGCACCAGCCCAAGGAGGAUGGGUUCCCCCAACAGCCUGGGUCCUCCCAAGGUUUCUUCCAGCUUUCAGCUGGGAGUUUUCCUUGCCACCGUUGCCUAACUGCUUGCUUUUGGGGGCAUGAGGACAGUGUGAAUUUCUAUUUUAUAGAACACAAAAAUCGCCACAAUAAUAAAAACAAAAACAUUUA